Messenger RNA from Vitis vinifera (wine grape), 1442 nucleotides. RefSeq names its product rust resistance kinase Lr10-like. The coding region runs from base 135 to 1262 and encodes 375 amino acids. Gene Ontology annotation, biological process: protein phosphorylation. The record is from RefSeq and is a predicted model, not a curated record. NCBI's taxonomy places the organism in Eukaryota, Viridiplantae, Streptophyta, Magnoliopsida, Vitales, Vitaceae. The transcript has 5 exons. Gene Ontology annotation, molecular function: ATP binding; protein kinase activity.
UUUCCUAUCUGACAUGGUUCUUUCUCUAUAUCAGAUAUAUAUUAGGUGUGGACCUUUUUAUCGAAUACUUCGGAUAUCUUUCGGAUGGAGGCGUAACAACUUUACAAGCUGGGGCAGUCUUGAUAUUUCAACUCAUGGCCAUGAUCAUUAUCGGACGAGCUGUGAUUGGUAUUUUGUGCCUCUUUGCCUAUUUAAUUUACAAGUUUCGACGGAGACACUUAUCAUUAGAUGAUGAUAUUGAAGAAUUCCUACAUAACUACCAAAAUCUUCGACCAAUCAAAUACACAUAUUCAGACAUAAAGAAGAUGACUUAUAAUUUUAAGCAUAAAUUAGGUCAAGGAGGUUUUGGUUUUGUGUACAAAGGAAAACUCCGAAGUGGCCGCAUUGUAGCUGUGAAAAUGUUGGUUAUGUCAAAGGCUAAUGGGCAAGAUUUUAUGAAUGAAGUUGCUACAAUUGGAAGAAUUCAUCAUGUUAAUGUGGUGAGACUUGUUGGAUUUUGCAUACAGAGAUCAAAAUGGGCCCUUAUAUAUGACUACAUGCCCAAUGGAUCUCUUGAUAAGUUUGUUUUUCUUGAUCAAGGCAACAACAUUCCUUUGAGUUGGGAAAGAUUAUACAAGAUUGCACUUGGAGUAGGAUGUGGGAUCGAAUACUUACAUCAAGGGUGUGAUAUGCAAAUUCUUCAUUUUGAUAUCAAGCCACACAACAUUCUUCUCGAUGAAGACUUCACACCAAAAGUUUCAGAUUUCGGUCUUGCAAAAUUAUACUCAACAGAUGAAAGUAUUGUAUCACUUACUGCUGCUAGAGGAACCUUGGGCUACAUUGCUCCUGAAUUGUUCUACAAAAACAUUGGAGGUGUAUCAUUUAAGGCUGAUGUUUAUAGUUUUGGAAUGUUGUUAUUGGAAAUGGUGGGAAAAAGGAAGAAUGUGAAUGCAUUUGCAAGGCAUUCAAGUCAAAUAUAUUUCCCAUCAUGGAUUUAUGAUAGAUAUGAUCAAGGAGAGGACAUGGAAAUGGGAGAUGCCACUGAGGAUGAAAAAAAGUAUGUAAGGAAAAUGGUGAUAGUUGCGCUAUGGUGUGUACAAAUGAAGCCUAUGGAUCGUCCUUCAAUGAGCAAAACAUUGGAGAUGCUUGAAGGAGAGAUUGAACUAUUGAAAAUGCCUCCUAAGCCAACUCUAUGGUCUAUCGAGAAUCAUGAGCAAUCCAUGGUAGAGGUACCAAUUUCAUCAUCCAAUUCCAUGGGUACAAUCAGCUUAAAUGGAAGGUAGUCCUACUCCAUCUAGUUGCUUAUUUUGUAAUCCAAUAAUAAUGUGUGAUUGUGUCUUAUGUGUAAGGUUUCUAUGAGAUCAGUGUAUGUAAUAAAAUAAAGUUUCUACUUCAAACAAUAGUUUGGUUUCUUGUAAGAAAGGUUAUGUACAAGUAAUAAAAUAUCAUUUUAGAUGUUUGAA